Molecule: messenger RNA, 2883 nt
Organism: Anopheles bellator
Lineage: Eukaryota; Metazoa; Arthropoda; Insecta; Diptera; Culicidae
Gene: dve
Exons: 6
Coding region: 1-2883 (960 amino acids)
Biological process (GO): regulation of transcription by RNA polymerase II; chromatin remodeling
Molecular function (GO): DNA-binding transcription factor activity, RNA polymerase II-specific; RNA polymerase II cis-regulatory region sequence-specific DNA binding
Source: RefSeq, a predicted model, not a curated record
AUGUUGUUUAGCAUGGAUUUUCAGAGUGCAAUGGAAACCUUCGCAGAAGCUUGGGUCGCCGCCAGCACUGGAGAACAGACACAGGCUCUAGCCCUCACGCGUACCAAGUCCCCGAAGAAGGAGUCUUCGGUGCCGGUUUCUCCAUCGCACGCCGGCCACGAAUCCGAGAUGGCCAGCCCGAAAGCCACGGCCGGGGUCACCAUUUCCUCCGCCAGCAGCAACAGUAGCUGCGCCGAGACCCCGUCCAUCGGCCACCACGCCGGCAAGCUGAUGUCCGCCGAUGGGAACGGACCAGCCGCGCACCACCUUUCAAGCUCGACCUCGAGCAGUUCGGCCAACGGUGCCGCUGGUCUGUCCCUUCCGUCCACCCCGCAGCACGCCGCGGCCAUCAGCGUGUCCCAGUCACUGCUGGCGGCCGCCGCCUCCGCCAACCGUUCCGUCACGCCCCGCAUCAGUGUCGCUACCUCGCUGACGGCCGGGCCCGGUGAGAACGGGGCCAGCAACGGAGCGCGAGAUAGUGUCUCCGGUCGGGACAGUGUGGUGCCGCCGGUCUCCAAUCCCACCAACGGUCCCGCCAGCGUCGAUCGGACCAUCCUCCAGUCACCGGUCGCAGCCGUCGCGGCUGCCGCUGCCGCGAUGCAGGAUCGGAAGCAGGAUUUCGACUUCAGCAAAGUAAACGCGAAAUCUUUGCCCCUGCACUGUGUGGUCGAGUCGGUGAGCUCACUGCAGGCGACGCUCAACUUUGAUGCCCGCAGCCCCUGGAAGCGACGGCCCAACAUCGAAACGGACAGCUACGUCAUCAUUCCUGCGGCGACCCCGUUCUGUGAGAUCGUCACCACGGCCCUGCAGCGGCUCGGUUACUCCACAGAGAUCUCCAACGCCGCCAGAGGCUCGAUAUCGAUCAAGAACUGGAAGUCACUCUCGCUGGACGCCAUCUCGGACAACCCGCUCGUCUCGGUGAGCGACAUCCUCGGCGAGCUGACCUCGGUCGUCACACUCAAGAUCACGAUCCUGCGCAGCAAACCGACCCAGCUGGCCGAAAUCAAGGAUAAACUACUGAAGCUGCUCAUCCUGCAGUCCCACGCCCUGCUCCGGUCGACCGGCUGUCCGCUCGAUGAGAUAACGCUGUCGCAGAUCUGCCGCAGCCCGCUCCAGAACACGUUCCCAUUCAGUCCGGAGAUCACCGAGGAGACGCGGCGCAACUUUGACCAGUGGUGGAGCAACCAGCUGGCACCGCAGCCGAACCCGAUCGCGCACAAGAUCCUGCCGUUCGCCAACCCGCAGUCGGGUGGCGGCGAUCCUCAGCUUCACCACCACCAGCUCGACUUCUCUAGUCACAGCUUCUCGGGUCUGCAUGCGGCGGCCAAGCAGCGGGAUACGCUGCUGGGGACUACCGGUGCUGGGGCCGACGGUGCGGCCCCGCACCAUCACCACCAGCACCACCAUGCCAGCCCGCACCACAACCUGGUGGUGCAUCCGGCGCUCCAGACCGUCCACUCGCAGUACCCGAACCAGAAGACGCGCAUGCGGACGAGCUUCGACCCGGAGAUGGAGCUACCGAAACUGCAGCGUUGGUUCGCCGAGAACCCGCACCCAUCGCGCCAGCAGAUCCAGUCGUACGUGGUGCAGCUGAACUCGCUCGAGUCACGCCGUGGCCGGAAGCCACUGGAUGUGAACAACGUGGUGUACUGGUUCAAGAAUGCCCGGGCCGCCCAGAAACGGGCCGAGAUGCGUCAGGGCAUGACGAACGGGUUCGGGACGGCCAACAUGCUCCUGUCACAGGCCGACUACAUGAAGAGCUCCCCGAGUGCCCCUUCCGAGGACAUCGAUGCACUGUCGCAGGACGAGAUGGACGAUGAGCUCGAUCGGCCAAUGUCACCGCAGCUACCACUAUCGCUCACGAUCCACGAACGGAACCAUCCGCUGACACCGUCCGCGGAACAGACCCCGAUCAAGCAGGAGCAUCCGGGCGGGUCCUGCAGCAGUCCACCACCGUCGUCUCCUUCGCCGCACCACCCGGGAAGCACCUUGUCGGCGGGUCCCGACGGCGUACCGAUCGCCACGACGACGUCCACCAGCAACAACAACAACAACACCAGUAGCAACAACAACAACAGCACCGAUGGAAGUGGAUUGGGCAACAACGGGAACAACGAGCAGGCGGCCGAGUCGGGGAUGGGCGAGGGACCCAAGUCGAACUACUCGGGCGGGGAGCGCAGCAACUCGCCCCAGCGCUCGUCCCGUUCGCCCGCCUCCGAGGACCUCGAUAUGGACGAGCCGGACGUGAGCAACCUGGACGACUACCGGUCGCCGUCGCCGGACUCGAAGCGCCAGCUACCCUUUCCGAUGAACAACCCGAUGCUGUCGCACUCGAUCAUGUACAUGUCGCACUACAUCCCGGCGAUGCAGGCCGGUGCGGCCGGUAUGCACCUGAAGAGUGACUUCGGGCCGGGCGGACCGCACGGGGCACUGGGGCAGGGUGGGCUCAACCUGUCGUUCAACAGUGACGAGCGGCGGAAGCGGAACCGCACGUUCAUCGAUCCCGUGACCGAGGUGCCGAAGCUGGAGCAGUGGUUCUCGAUGAACACGCAUCCCUCGCACAACCUGAUCCUGAAGUACACCGAAGAUCUCAAUCGGAUGCCUUACCGACAAAAGUUCCCCCGGUUGGAGAGCAAAAAUGUGCAGUUCUGGUUCAAGAACCGGCGGGCCAAGUGCAAACGCCUGAAGAUGUCGCUGUACGACCCGGCGCAGCUAGCCAACUUGAGCGAACCGGGCGGCCACCUGGCGGCGCACCUGCACGACGGGCCGCACCUGGCGAGCCUGCACGAAGCCGCCUCCCAGGCGCUCCACCCGGCCUUCCAUCAUGGCGCCGACCGGGACUAG